Messenger RNA from Nerophis ophidion (straightnose pipefish), 4607 nucleotides. RefSeq names its product dipeptidyl aminopeptidase-like protein 6. NCBI's taxonomy places the organism in Eukaryota, Metazoa, Chordata, Actinopteri, Syngnathiformes, Syngnathidae. The transcript is spliced from 26 exons. Gene Ontology annotation, biological process: proteolysis. The record is from RefSeq and is a predicted model, not a curated record. Gene Ontology annotation, molecular function: dipeptidyl-peptidase activity; serine-type peptidase activity. Bases 189 to 2639 code for a protein of 816 amino acids.
UCGUGAACGUCACAUCCCUACUGACUCACUCGACGUGAAGGCGCGCGGCUUUCACUCAGUCGGAGGACGUCGACAGUGCGACACCACCUUUCUCUCCGAAACAUACAACUUCUUGUCGUUCAACACGGGACAUUUUUGUGGCCGUCGGCGACUUUUUGUUUCCGAGUGACAACUUUGAAGUUGUUGGCAUGAAUCAAACCGCGGGAGCGACCAACGCCUACCGGAGAUGUUCCAAAGGAGGGAAGGAGCUGGUGGGCAGCAACCCGCCGCAGAGGAACUGGAAGGGAAUAGCGAUCGCCCUCCUUGUCAUUCUGGUCAUCUGCUCGCUGAUCGUCACCUCUGUCAUCCUGUUGACGCCAGGUGAAGACGACCGACUCGCUCUCAAGGGCAAAGUGACCGUCGGGGACCUCUUCAGCAAAGACUUCAAAGUUCAUGACCCGAACGCUCGAUGGAUCAGCAACAAUGAGUUGUUGUACCGGGACCGCGAGGGCGACGUGGUGUGGUUCAACGUGGACACCCAUGAGAAGACCAUCCUGGUGCAUCACAAGAAGUUUGAAAUGUACAAAGCCAGCAAGUACGAGGUGUCGCCCGACAUGAAGCACGUCCUGCUGGCCUACAACGUGGCACGGGUGUACCAGUACUCCUACACAGCCUUCUACAUCAUCUGCAGCCUGGAGACGCCGGAGACGUGGAACCUGAACCCACCCGAGGUCCGCAACGUGCAGCUGCAGUACGCCGGCUGGGGCCCGGAGGGUCAGCAACUGAUCUUCAUUUUCGAGAACAACAUCUACUAUCGCUCCACAGUGGAGAGCCGCUCCAUUCGCCUGGUGUCCUCCGGCAAGGAGGGGGUCAUCUUCAACGGGCUCAGCGAUUGGCUGUACGAAGAAGAGAUUUUCCGCUCCCACGUCGCCCACUGGUGGUCUCCGGAUGGCGCCAGGUUGGCGUACGCGACCAUCAACGACAGCCUGGUGCCCAAGAUGGAGCUGCCCAUGUUUACCGGCAUGCCGUACCCCACGGGGAAGGAGUACCACUACCCCAAGGCUGGCGAGGAGAACCCGCUUAUCACUUUGUACGUGGUCAACCUGAAUGGUCCUCUGCACACCAUUGAGAUGAGGAGACCUGAUGACCCAAGAUUAAGUGAGUUCUACGUGACCAUGGUGAAAUGGGCCACCACCACCAAACUGGCUGUCAACUGGCUGAACCGAGCGCAGAACAUCUCCAUGCUGACGCUGUGCGAGGCCACCACGGGCGUCUGCACCAAGAAACACGAGGAUGAAAGCGAGGGGUGGCUCCACCGACAGAACGAGAAGCCGCUGUUUUCCAAAGACGGUCUGAAGCUGUUCUUCACGCGGGCCAUCCCGCAAGGAGGCCGAGGAAAGUUCUUCCACAUCUCCAUGUCCAUCUUGCAGCCCAACACCAGUAUGGACACGCUGCACUCCAUCACGUCCGGAGACUGGGACGUCACAGAAGUCCUGGCCUACGACGAGGAGAGCCAGCUCAUAUACUUCCUCAGCACAGAAGCCAACCCUAAGCAAAGACAUCUGUACAGGGCUGACACUUUUGGCUCGUUCAACCGCCGCUGCUUGACGUGCAACCUGUCCAACAGCUGCGGCUACAUCGCCGGCUCCUUCUGCCGCGACAUGGGAUACUUCCUGCUACACUGCCAAGGCCCAGAGGUCCCAUUCCUGUCCAUUUUCCAGACGCAAAGAGGCGAUGGCGAUGGCGAUGGCGCUGUGGAGAGCCACGGCACAGAGAGUCUGGUUGAAGUCCACAAACUGGAGACCAAUGAAAUGCUGAAGCUGACGCUGGAUAACAUGCAGAUGCCCAUAGUGGAAUACCAUCAGAUCGACAACGAAGACUACACUUUGUCAAUGCAGAUCCUCAAACCUGCAGGCUUUGUGGAAAGCUCCCACUACCCUCUGCUGCUGCUCAUCGAUGGCACGCCUGGCGGCCAGAGCGUGUCGGAGCGCUUCCACAUGGACUGGGCCACGGUGCUGGUGAGCAGCUUCGGCGCCAUUGUGGCACGUUGUGAUGGGCGCGGCAGCGGCUUCCAGGGCACCAACUUGCUGCACCGCAUCCAGAAGAAGGUGGGCGUGCUGGAGGAGCAGGACCAGAUGGACGCCAUAAGUGACUUUCUGAAAAAGCCCUACAUUGACAGGACCAGGGUGGGAGCAUUUGGAAGGGAAUAUGGAGGCUACAUCACAAGCUUGUUGCUCAGCGACGACCUAUCUCCUGCCAGAUGCGGUGCCGUCCUCUCGCCAAUCACCGACUUUGAACUGCACGCAUCGGCUUUUUCAGAGCGUUAUCUUGGAAUGCCAAAGCCCGACCCGAGGGCAUACACGAUGGCCAAUUUAGCGCACCGGGCGGCUCAGUUUCUCGACAAGAAAUUUCUCAUCAUCCAUCCGACAGCAGACGAAAAAGUCCAUUUCCAGCAUACGGCAAAACUGAUUGCUCAGCUAAUCCAUGAAAAAGCCAACUACACUUUACAGAUCUACCCAGACGAAGGCCACUUCAUCCACAACGAGGGCACCCGGCAGCACCUCAGUCAGUCGCUGGUCAACUUCUUCGAGGAGUGCUUCAGGCUACCAGAGAGACUCUUUGACGAGGAGCUAGAUGAAGAGAAUGAAGACGAAGGUUAGAUCGACUGACCAAUCCAGUCCUCUUAAAAACACGCCUCGGCCAGAUCAGUCAACAUGUCCAAGCACAAGAAUGGUGUCCUCAAUAUUAUGCAACUACAGCAUGCUGGACUUAAGACUGCCUCUGGAGCAGCCGAGGAUCUCCUCCCAUCGCUCACCUUGGUUCUAUUCUCCUUCAUCAUUGUCUGUCUUUGGACCUGCAAUACAAAAAAUCUCCACGGAGUGAGAGUGACACUUUGGAAUAUACUGAUCCGUUAAUGUGCGACAUGAUGGACGAGCCCCUGAGCAGCGGUGGAAACAGCAGGACUUGCGCUGUGUAAGGGAAAGAACACUUUUAAAAACUUGUACAAUAAUGAAAAAAAAAAUCUGAUACGUGGUUGGUAGCAUUCAAACGGUGUCUGGAACUCUGUGGGUCCAGGAAGCGUUGCUGUUUUCUAACGUUGUGAUGAAGUUUCCAUGUUGGACUGUGCUUUUUGUCGAUUGUUCUCAGUGUAUGUAAAGUAGCACACUAGCAUCCACGCAGCUAUUCAAGAUUUUUUUUUUUUUUUCAUUUCCACCAUCUAUAACUGGAUAAAAAUUCCUUUACUUGUUAUACCUGACUGCCUUACUUUGUCCCCCAAACAUGUAAACAAUCCAAAAAAAACAAAAACUGGUUAGCCUAGCUACCAUGUUAGCUUGACCUGUAAGUUCUUCUGAAGCUGACAUGAACAUGUAGACAUUGCUGCAUACACAUGUAACAUAAUCUCAAAGUGUGUACAGUUGAAGGUAAAUUGACUUACCUGAGGGUGAACGCAGUGAGAAACAGGUUUCACUUUCUUCAAAUUAAGCUAAUGCUAACCUGGAGACGAGCGAGCACAUAAUCAGCGAUUGUAUAACCAGACGACUUUUAAAAUGUAGACCUUGUUUGUGCUGUAUAAUAUUUCAAGAAACAUUAUUAUACAAUUUUAUUUGAAUGUUACACUAUAAAUGACCUGCAGGCCAUUUGGUUAUACGAAAUUACUUAGCACAAUGCUAUAAUGUACAGAAUUUGCAUGGUUGGUUGAUUGAAAAACAGCAACAUUUAUAUUUGAAGCAAAUACACCACUGCUUAAAAUAGUAAUAAAAGUUCAUCCUGAAUUACUGCCAUUGGUGUUGAGGAAUGAUUGCCUUUGUCAUACAAAAUUAGCAAUUGUUGACGCACAUGUGUCAUUCAACUUUUUUUUUUUUAACUCCUUUUGAAAAUGUUACCGCAUGUCUAUAAGUUAAAAGCAUCAUCAAUUUGACAUCUUGAAUGUUUUCUUAAUGGGUAGCAUCAAUUACAUUUCUCCUUGUACUGCAAUUGAUGUGUAAAGAAAAAAUGCUUUUGUUCAAAUCUUUGUGCAUUUCAACUGCUUUUCUGACAUUACAUACAACUAUAAAUCUGCCGGAUUAAAGUUGAAUAUCCAUCCAUCCAUUUUCUACCGCUUUUUCGGGGUCGUACAAAAUAAACGAUUAAAGGUCAUGAGCGACAGCAAUUUUGUUUCAUUUUUUCCCCCCUUUUUUAAGGAACAGUGAUGACAAAAUGUGUUCCUAAGGAAAAAACAAGAAACUAGACGGUGGCAUGGAGGUAAAUGUUCAGACAAAAUAAUAAAGACUGACUCUAAAUUCUAUGUUUUCGACACUGUUUAAUUUUACUAAAAUCCCCAUCAUUCAUCACAUUAUAAAGAAAAAUGUACAGUUUUGCAAUGUAUGUUUUACAUAUACAUGAGGUAAUAAUGUAUGCAUGCAGUGUUUCCCAUACAUUCAAUUGCUUGUGGCUCACUACCACAAAUAAAUGUGGACCGCUACAACUCGAUUUGGCCCUACCUUGCAUAAACACAUCCUAAUGGGGCUGUAGCUUGUCAUUACAACUAUGUACAGUAGAUGGCAUUGUAACAUCAGAGCAGGGAUUAGUGUUGCCAACUUAACGACUUUGUCACUGUAUUUACAAAGUAUUUAGACUCCUCUAGGAAA